UCAGUGCUGCAAAUGUGGGCACGUUGUUAACUCCCUAUCAAAUCCCUCUCUCUCUCUCUCCGCCUCCCUCAGCCAAAGCCCCGCCGCUAAACCCCCCAGUAAACCCUAGCAGCCUCCCACCAAUCCACCAUAGCCAGAUUCCAAAGCUAUGCUUAUUUCACUCAAAAAUCUAGCCAAAUCUUCUUCUUACCGAACCAACUCCCUCGCCAUCCUCACCGGCAUUGAUUCCCUUUCUUCCUUCCCAUUCACCACCGCCGCCGCCUCCGCCCCCACACCGCGUUUGAUCCAACCCCAGAACAUCACCUUCUCCUUCAAGCAAUGGUUCAAGUCCGGCCACAACGUCCUCCUCCACCAAAUCUUCCAAAUCCUCAAAGCCACCGAAGACGGCGGCCUCCACCACUUGCAGCACCCCAACGAGGGCGCCGACGUGGCCCUCUCGCAUCUGGACCUCCGCCUGACGGAGGCUCUUGUCCUGGAGGUCCUCCGCUACGGCAACGACCACGAGCGGGACGUCCUCUCCUGCCUCAAGUUCUUCGACUGGGUCGGCCGCCAGCACAGCUUCCGCCACACACGCGCCACCUUCAACGCCAUCUUCAAGAUCCUCUCACGCGCCAAGCUCAUGUCGCUGAUGCACGACUUCCUCGCCUCCUUCCGCCUGCACCGCCUCGACCACGGCGUCCGGUUCCACGACACGCUCGUCAUCGGGUACGCCGUCUCCGGGAAGCCGGAGCUGGCGCUGGAGCUCUUCGGCAAGAUGCGGUUCCUCGGCCUCGAUCUGGACAGCGUCGGGUACCACGUCCUGUUGAACGCGCUGGUGGAGGAGAAGUGCUUCGACGCCGUCCACGCCAUUGCUCAACAGAUUUCCAGCCGCGGCUACGAGAGCGACAUCACGCACAACAUCAUGGUCAAGUGGCUGUGCAGGGAGGCGCUGCUGGGUGAGGCGGAGGCGUAUUUGAGGAGAGCUGUGAUGGAGGGGAAUGGCGAUGGCUCUGCGGUUGGGAUCCUCAUUCGAGCGCUGUGUCAGCAGGACAAAUUCGACACUGCUGCCAAGUUGAUGAAUGAGUUUCAUGACCUGGAGGUGCCUUCGAUGCACAAGGCGUAUGCUGUGUGGAUUGCGGAGCUGGCUCAGGCGGGGAGGUUGGAUCAGGCAUUGGAGUUUUUGCAUAGUAAGCAGGAAUCCGAAGGGUAUAUUCCUGAUGUGUUUAGGUAUAAUGUUUUGCUUGGUAAGCUUUUGAAGGAGGCUAGACUUGAGGAGGUUUGUGAUCUCUUGUCGGAGAUGAAGGAGCGUGAGAUUUUACCAGAUAAGGUCACAAUGAAUGUUGCCUUGUGCUUCUUAUGCCAAGUGGGAAUGCAGGAUGUCGCCCUCGAGUUGUUUGCCUCAAGGUCUCAGUUUGGGCUCACCUCGGCGGGCAUGGCUUACAACUAUCUGAUCAAUACUUUCUGCUACGGCAGCGUUGAUAAGGCAUUCAGAAUCUUGGAACGUUCCCUUGAUCAAGGCUAUUUUCCAGGCAGGAAAACAUUUUCUAUAUUGGCAAAUGUUUUGUGUAGAGAGGGAAAACUGGAUAAGAUGAAGCAGUUGGUUCUUUAUGCUUUAGAGCGGAAUGUUAUGCCCAGUAAUAUCACCUAUGACAGGUUUGUUGCUAGUCUCUGCAAAACUGAGAGGGUAGAAGAAGCUCAUUUGAUAUAUGAGCAACUUAACAGAAUAGGUCAAGUUCAUAGAAAGAGUAUGUACAUCAACUUGAUAAACGGUUUUCGCAAGUUAAAUAAGGAUGACGUUGCGGCUAGACUUCUGAUUGAUAUGCAACAACAUGGUCACUCUCCUACUCACAGGCUCUUCCGAGAUGUAAUUUGCUCUUUGUGUGAAAUGGUGAAAUCAGACGAGGAAUUCUUCACCUUAUUGAAUAUGCAGUUGUCUUGCCAGCAACGUACUUGUCGGAUGUAUAAUUUCUUCAUCUACGGAGCUGGGUGUGCCAAAAGGCCCGAUUUGGCUAGAAAAGUAUACGAAAUGAUGCAGGCAAGUGGGAUUGAACCUAAUUUGACUACUCAUGUUGUUAUGUUGAAUAGUUUAAUCAAGAGUGAACGAUAUUCUGCUGCUUUGAACCACUUUGAUGAUCUGCGUGACAAAAGAAAGUUAGGGAGAAGACUUUACAGCACCAUGGUUAUUGCUUUGUGCAAGGCUAAAAAGCUGGAUAUUGCACUGGACGUGUUUAUAGAAAUGAGAAAGAAUGUGGUUCCAAACGACAACUGCUAUGAGUUUCUUAUACAGUCAUUCUGCUGGAAUAAAGAAUAUGAUACAGCAGUAAGCCUUGUUAACGACAUAGAGAAAAUUGGUCGUCGCAUCACAUCUUUUACUGGCAACAUACUUCUUUUACAUUCCUUGAAAAGUCCAGAGCUCUACCAGGCUUGGGUUCGUCAAAGAGAGGUGCAAGCUCAGAUCUCUGAUAAUUCAAUCCUUGGUCUGCUUAUUGGUGCAUUUUCUGGUCGUAUUUGGGUGAGCAAACAGAUUGAGAACUUGGAAGAAGUAAUUUCCAACUGUUUUCCUCUAGACGCGUACACAUACAAUUUGUUACUUAGAAGUUUCUGUAAUAGUGACAUGAACGGGGCUUGUGCAUUAUUCGAUAGGAUGUUGCAGAAAGGGUAUGAGCCCAAUCGAUGGACAUAUGACAUCUUAGUACAAGGUUUUCUUAAGCAUGGGAGGAUAGCCGAGGCAGACAGAUGGCUUAAAGCUAUGUCUGCGAAAGGCUUUAGUCCAACCAAGCAAACGAUGAUGAUGUGAUUAACUGGGAUUCCUAAAUUCUCAGUCAAAGGAAUUUAAUUCUCAUUUGUUGAUGUCUUUAUUCUGGCCUUGACAACACUUCCUGAUCUGGCUUGCUUAAGAAAGAAUUCGUAUUCACAUCUUUUAAUUUUCUCUGAUAUCUAUUAUAGAGAUGUAUCUUACUGUUCUCUUCUAUCUACCCUGUUUCUAAUAUUGGGUGAAGUAAUAUUCAGAACUCUUAGUUAUCUAUAUCUACAGUUACAGGUUUAAUAAAUCCAUCUGAGAAAUGUAGGUGAUGUGAUAGAAGUUGCAACUUCCGAUAUUAUUAAUUUACCCACCUAGAAAUCGUAGUAAAUUGAAAGAUUUUUUUUUUAUCAGAACUUGAAGUUUGAUAUAGCCUUGCCUUUAGGAGUCCAAAAAACUUGAGGGGCAAUAGAUUUUUGGGUUCAAAAAGCUAGGAAUGUAGCUUUCCUACUAAAUGAUAUUUCCCACAAAUGUGAAUAAAAUUGUGUGAAAAAAAAACCACCUCAGCAUAACUUCCUCGAUAGCAUUCUCUGACUAGUUUUAAAUUUCUGGUAACUUUGUAGAUUUUUUUAAUUCAAGCAUGCAAGUGUACUGAAUUACUAUUUUUAAUGAAGGUGGACAGACUACUUUUUAUAACCAAUGUACCUCAUGCCAAAAUUUUCUAAUUCAGAGUAUCAUAGCUUUUUUUGAGGCGGGGUUUGCACAUAUUAGGGGGGAGGAGAAUCGUUCCCUCACUACAGCUGCAAUAGUUAGUGAUGAUGAUGAUAAUGAGGAGCGCGGGAACUAUCCGGUUCCAUCUGCUGCGGUAGUUGCAGCAGCAGGAAGCACACUGCGUCCGCCUUCCUUGCAAUCCCUUCGUGAAGACGUACCCAAUGCAGCAGCGAUCCCACAGACUUCAUCUGAGGAUGGUUUUGAAGAAGAAAAAAGUUAAUGUACGCCGUCAUUUUGGACAUUAUGAGGUGAGUUUUGCACAUACUAGGGAGGAGUAUCUUUCUCACUACAGCAGCAAUAGUCAGUGAUGAUGACGAUAAUGGGGAGAGCGGGAACUAUCCGGUUCUAUCUGCUGCGGUAAUUGCAGCAGCUUUUGGGAAGUACACUGCAUCUGCCUUGCAAUCCCUUCUUGAAGACAUACCUGAUGCGGCAGCUGUCCCACAGACUUCAUCGGGGGACGAUUCUGAAGGAAAAAGUAAAUCUGCUGAUAAAAGUUCAAGAAGCUUAAGCUAAAGCAUGGUGAUGCAGGACAAGAUGUCAUUGAAGCAGUCAAUUUAAUUAUUAAGAUAGUAACACUUGCCAGCCAGCAUUAGACUGCUGAGAAAGCAGUAGAGCACUUUCACCACAACUAUAUUUUUCUCCUAGUCUUGACUUUUUAACUUUACUGCAUUAUUACAAGUUUAUAUAUUGGUCCAAAUAUAGAAAGCUUUGUAGUCAUAUCAGCUCAAUUUACGCCCUGAAGAUGUACAUGUGUUUUUUUUUUCUGAAGGAAGAUAGAUAUGUUAGAGUAGUGUUAAUUUGGAUUUGCUGAGUGACGUAAUUG
This is a messenger RNA of Argentina anserina (silverweed cinquefoil), 4313 nucleotides long. Its product is annotated as pentatricopeptide repeat-containing protein At1g71210, mitochondrial. The record is from RefSeq and is a predicted model, not a curated record. Bases 149 to 2776 code for a protein of 875 amino acids. The transcript has 4 exons. Gene Ontology annotation, molecular function: protein binding; mRNA binding. NCBI's taxonomy places the organism in Eukaryota, Viridiplantae, Streptophyta, Magnoliopsida, Rosales, Rosaceae.